AUGGGUGCUCUGAAGAACAUUGCAUACUAUGCAUUCCACCCGGUCGAGCUCCGGGCAAUUAUCCAGUGGAAGAUAUGGCACGAGCCUGUUCACACACGCGACCCUAGCAAAGAGCGCCCGACAGAAACGUCAUGCUUCAAGUACCUCGACAUGACGUCCCGCAGCUUCGCGGCCGUCAUCAAGGAGCUGAACCCGGAGCUCCUCAUGCCAGUUUGCAUCUUUUACCUCGCCCUGCGUGGCCUUGACACCAUCGAAGACGACAUGACCAUCCCGAACGACAAGAAGAUCCCGCUGCUUCGCAACUUUGCCGACUUAAUGGACCAGGAUGGCUGGACCUUCAACGAGAACGGCCCCAACGAGAAGGAUCGCGACCUUCUGGUGCACUUUGACGAAGUCAUCACAGAGCUCAAGCUUGUCAAGAAGCCGUACUACGAUAUCAUCCGCGACAUCACGGUUAAGAUGGGCAACGGCAUGGCCGACUACGUCCUCAAGACGGAGAACACAACCAACUGCAUCAACACACUCGAAGAGUACGAAAUGUACUGCCACUAUGUCGCCGGCCUGGUCGGUGAGGGUCUCACCCGGCUGUUCGUCGUUGCCGAGCUGGCCAACCCCAAGCUGCUCGACCGAAUGAACCUUUCCGAGUCCAUGGGGCGGUUCCUGCAAAAGACAAACAUCAUCCGAGAUGUGCACGAGGAUUACGUCGACAAGCGCAGCUGGUGGCCCCGCUCGGUCUGGAGCAAGUAUGCCAAGGAGUACGACGAUCUCUUCAAGCCCGAGAACCGACAGCAGGCGGUCUACUGCUGCUCUGAGCUGGUCUUGAACGCCCUCAUGAACGUCGAGGACUGUUUGUAUUACAUGGCCGGCAUGCGCGAGCAGUCCGUGUUCAACUUUGUGGCCAUCCCGCAGACCAUGGCCAUUGCGACUUUGGAGCUCGUGUUCCAGAACCCCAAGAUAUUCGAGCGCAAUGUCAAGAUCACCAAGGGCGAUGCCUGCCGAAUCAUGCUGAGGUCAACACAGAACCUCAGGCUGGUUACGGAUCUCUUCAAGGAGUAUACCCGAAAGAUACAUCAGAAGAACGAUCCCCGCGAUCCAAACUACGCUGCUAUUAGCGCACAAUGUGGAAAGAUCGAGCAAUUCAUCGAGACGAUAUUCCCUACGCAAGAUCCCAAGGUCCUCGAGAUGGCACAGAAGGACGUCAAGAUGUCGGAGAAGCCAGGCAUGGACACGUCGGAGGCUGUGGUACUUAUCCUAGCUGUGCUCGCCAUGUUUGUGUUUUUGGGGGGUUUGAUGAUUGGUCUUGCGUGGCUCAUGGGUGCCCAGUUCAACAACUUCUUCAGCAAUAUCGAUGCCGGCGUCAAGUCGUCGCCACUACCAUCAGGUCACCAGGAGCUCUGA
Messenger RNA from Pyricularia pennisetigena, 1398 nucleotides. RefSeq lists its product as uncharacterized. Gene Ontology annotation, cellular component: endoplasmic reticulum membrane. Gene Ontology annotation, biological process: farnesyl diphosphate metabolic process; ergosterol biosynthetic process. The transcript is spliced from 4 exons. The record is from RefSeq and is a predicted model, not a curated record. The coding region runs from base 1 to 1398 and encodes 465 amino acids. NCBI's taxonomy places the organism in Eukaryota, Fungi, Ascomycota, Sordariomycetes, Magnaporthales, Pyriculariaceae. Gene Ontology annotation, molecular function: squalene synthase [NAD(P)H] activity.